Molecule: messenger RNA, 900 nt
Organism: Alternaria postmessia
Lineage: Eukaryota; Fungi; Ascomycota; Dothideomycetes; Pleosporales; Pleosporaceae
Exons: 1
Coding region: 1-900 (299 amino acids)
Source: RefSeq, a predicted model, not a curated record
AUGCCUACGCACCUGGCGCAUCCAUCUCCGAAGCGCAAGCGCGAUCAACCCGCGCCUAUUCCUCUGCUCAACACGGCUCUGGCCCUGCGUCCCGCGUCAACACCGCCACGAGGUAGUCCCGCGCCUUCGUCGGGCGCCGAUAGCCCUCGAAAUGCAGUCGCAGACACGCUGCGAGGUAUGACCCUCACUGCGCUCUCGGAAAUACCCAUGUCCCCGCUCACACCUACCGACGAUGUAAUACGCAAGAAGCCGAAGCUCGAUGCUAUGAGAGCAGACAGCGGAACUGGCUCAGAAAUAUAUGCAGCCAACGAAACACCGAACAGCUAUACAAAUAGGAAGCAUAUAGAUACUAUUGCUACGACACCCGAGAUGGAGGUCUCUAGGGUGAUACCAGAGACCCCUCAGUCGUCGCAACCCCGCUUGUUGCCAGAUAUCGCUUCUUUCGCGCAAACCACCAGUUUUGUUUCGUCGCCCGCAACAACUAAAUCGCAGCCGUCUAUAUCCACACACGAAAAGCUUCGCGCGCAAAAUCGAUCGUCUUCGCAACCCCACCCUCGGGCUAGAUCACCGUCGCCGCCAAUGUCGACUCUCACGUGGCGAGAUAGUGAGAUCACGGGACACCUGGUCGAUCCGUCAACUGAUCCAGAUGACGAUGGUACUGGGCUCAAUGGGAUUGGCUUUAGACCCACACCAGCAUUAGCAUAUGCUAGAUCGCAGAAGCGACGACAACAGUUGACAGAGUGGAAGCUACGGGAGACUCGCGAGGCGAGAGCAAAACGUAGCGAGAGGCGGAAGAGAGGCGUCAGAGAUAUGCCUUCAAGGGAAGUCACCGUCGAACGGGAAGUCAUGCCCGUUACUAAGAUUGAGACCACGAAGCGGACAGUCAAGUUCGCUAUAUGA